UUGGUUGUGCGUGACAGGAGAAUUGGUUUCAGUCUUUUAAACAAAUUCCAAUAUGGCGACAGUCCGCACGCAAAUCAACUUUUGCCGUCGAUUACUGUUUUGUAAUAGGUUUUCCAAGGUCGCUUUCCCAUCAUUCUCCUCUCAGGCCACAGAUCUCAAGAAAGGUAAAGGCCUCAUAUUGGGAGGCUAUUCUUCAACGAACACCGAAAACGACGUUGGUUCCACGAAAGAUUUCAUUUGGACGGAGGCGGCCAAAAGUUUCAACGAUCAAGUGGCCAAUCGCCUAAACGAUGCGUUGAACUGGAGCGGAGUGCCAAAGAAGGGCAAAGCCAGAGUGCUGUACGGACUCGAUCGUGAAUUUCCAGCUGUAGCCGUCGUCAAUUUGGGCCCGAAUCCUUCAAACCAUGCAGCUAUUUUUCAAAAAGAUAAUGUUUUGGAAGAAAGAGAUACGGCCAGAGAAAAUCUAAGAUGCGGCAUUGCAGCUGGUUUAAAAGCUCUGCGUGAUGUUGGCGUGGAUGUUGUGUCCGUUGAUCCGUGUGGUGACGCCGAGUGCGCCGCCGAAAGUGCCUCGCUGACUCGCUGGCAGUUUCAAGAUUUGAAAGGCGCCGCUAAACGCAAACCCGAUAUUGAAGUAAUUUUGCACGGCAGUGAUGAAAUCGGAGAAGCCAAGUGGGAGACUGGUUUGACAAAAGCUGCUGGGCAGAAUUUAGCCAGAUGGUUGAUGGAAAUGCCAUCGAAUCAUAUGACACCUACCAUUUUUGCCCGUCAUGCAGUCGAUUUGCUUAGUCGUGCAGGAGGCAACGGAGUAGCAAUUAAUGUAGAAGCUCACGAUGAAGCAUGGGCUUCCAAUCAAGGAAUGAAUUCUUUUUUAGCUGUCGCCCAAGGUUCCAGAGAGCCACCUGUCUUUCUCGAAAUCACCUACAAUAAUUUGCCAGGCAAAGAGAAGCCGAUCGUCAUUGUUGGCAAAGGAGUCACCUUCGAUACAGGUGGUAUUAGCAUCAAACCAGCAGCCAACAUGGAUAAAAUGCGUGGAGAUAUGGGUGGGGCUGCCUGCACCCUUGCCACAAUUUUGACAGCUGCUAAGCUCAAUCUACCUCUGUACAUCAAAGGGUUAAUUCCAUUGACUGAAAAUAUGCCGGGUGGCAAGGCCAUCAAACCUGGCGAUGUCGUGAAAGCCAUGAAUGGCAAAACGAUCCAAAUCGAUAAUACGGAUGCAGAAGGUCGACUUAUUCUGGCCGAUGCCCUCGCGUAUGCUCAACAGUAUCAGCCCAAUCUCGUAUUGGAUGUUGCCACGCUGACAGGUGCAAUCAAUGUUGCUCUUGGCAGCUCAGCAGCUGGAGUUUUCACCAACUCUAACGCCUUAUGGCACCUGGUUCAUCAGUCUGCUUUCAUCACAGGCGAUAGGGUAUGGCGAAUGCCUUUGUGGAAGCACUUUCAAGCCGCACUAGAAUCACAGCUCGCGGAUUUAAAUAACGUCGGCAAAACUGGAGCUGGAGGUUCAUGCAGUGCCGCAGCUUUCCUUAAGGAAUUCACUGAUGCACCUCACUGGAUGCAUCUUGAUAUCGCAGGUGUUGGUGGGGUUGUCGACGGCUCUGAUGUGCCUUACUUGGCUAAAGGAAUGACAGGAAGACCGACGCGUACGUUAAUUGAAGUUCUAAGCCGCAUUAGUCAGAGCGAGGAUUUCCAAAAGAUGUUUUAAAUUCACUUCAGUACAGCAUUCAGGAAAUAAACAUGAGAAUUUUUCUUUA
Daphnia carinata is the source of this 1748-nucleotide messenger RNA. Its product is annotated as cytosol aminopeptidase-like. NCBI's taxonomy places the organism in Eukaryota, Metazoa, Arthropoda, Branchiopoda, Diplostraca, Daphniidae. The record is from RefSeq and is a predicted model, not a curated record. Gene Ontology annotation, biological process: proteolysis. Gene Ontology annotation, molecular function: metalloaminopeptidase activity; manganese ion binding. Gene Ontology annotation, cellular component: cytoplasm.